AAAGAAUGCCGAAUGGGUAAUCCAGCACAUUACGAUGUCAACAGCCACAGCCACACUUCUGAAACCCUUUCCAAGAAUCAGCACCAACAACAACCGGAAACAAAACUUCAGAUGUUUGACACCAAAAUCUUCACUGAAUCAGCAGCAAAACCCACCACCAGCAGCUUCUUCUUCUCCUCUUGAUGUUGUAACUAACAUAACUAAACUCCUAUGGGGCAAAUCACUUCCCCCACAACUCCUCAUUUCCACAGUUCGUUUAACCUGGAAUUCAACAUGGCACCUCAUGAUGUCUCAGCUCGCUCCAUCUGAUCCUUCUGGUUCAUACUCUCGUCCUGUUAGUCAAUUUCGCGCCAAAUCAAUCUCCUCCAUCCCUCCAAAACUCCACCUUUAUGUUGGAUUACCAUGUCCAUGGGCUCACAGAACCCUUAUCGUUAGAGCACUUAAGAACUUAGAUGAUAUCAUUUCUGUUUCUAUUGCUUCACCUGGUAUUGAUGGUUCUUGGGAAUUUCAUGAUUAUGGCAAAAGAAGUGGCCAAAAAGAAGAAUUUCUGGUGCCUGGUUCAGAUAGUGUAAAUGGGUGUAAGAAUUUGAAACAAGUCUAUAGACUCCAUAGUGGAGGAGAGUAUAAUGGUAGAUCAACUGUUCCUAUGCUUUGGGAUGUUGAUAAGAAACAAGUGUAUUGUAAUGAGAGUUAUGAUAUUAUUGAAUUAUUCAAUUCGGGGUUCGAGGGGUCGGGGUUGGACCUCUCACCACCAUCGUUGAAGAAGCAGAUUGAAGAAUGGAAUCAAGUUAUCUAUCCCAAUGUCAACAAUGGGGUUUACAGAUGUGGAUUUGCACAGAGUCAAGAAGCAUAUGACACUGCUGUUACUGGGUUGUUUAGGACAUUGGAUAUGAUAGAUGGUCGUUUGGGUAAUUCCAGAUAUUUGUGUGGAGAUGUACUGACGCUUGCGGAUGUUUGUUUGUUUACAACAUUGAUUCGUUUUGAUCUUGUCUACAACGCUCUUUUUAAAUGCACAAAGAAAAAGCUCUUGGAGUAUGAAAACCUUCAUGGCUACAUGCGCGACAUAUAUCAGAUUCCGAAAGUUGCUGCCACUUGCAAUUUUGAAGCAAUCAUGGAUGGUUACUACAAGACUCUUUUCCCUCUUAAUCCAGGCAGCAUUCGACCCACAGUACCCUCAUGUUGUAAGCAUGAAGUCCUCUCUGCAUCCCACAAUAGAGAACUAAUAUCAUCCACUGAUGAACAUUUCAGUGUUCCUGCUGCAUAAAGGUUUUACUUCAAGCUGUUGUAAGAUGCUAUAAUGGCAAUUUCGUACAGCUUUUUUCUGGAGUUGCACAUAGUACGUCACUUUUCAAUUUUGUUACGUAACCAGAUACUGUGAAUUGCCAACAACACUUUUCAAUAGUAUCAUCCACUGAUGACUUGUAUACUCAUAGUCCGUUUUUUUCUUUAUAGCUGUUGUAAUCUAAAAUUGUACUACUAAACGAGCUAAUCUGGUAUUGCUUAUUCUCCAAAUAACUAACAGCAUUCCUUGAA
Messenger RNA from Papaver somniferum (opium poppy), 1533 nucleotides. Its product is annotated as glutathionyl-hydroquinone reductase YqjG-like. The transcript has 3 exons. The record is from RefSeq and is a predicted model, not a curated record. Gene Ontology annotation, molecular function: glutathione transferase activity. Gene Ontology annotation, cellular component: cytoplasm. The coding region runs from base 35 to 1264 and encodes 409 amino acids. Lineage: Eukaryota; Viridiplantae; Streptophyta; Magnoliopsida; Ranunculales; Papaveraceae.